AUGACGUUGUCUUCACCAUCUUUACUGGUCCAACGAUCAACUCGGAGCAAGAGGAGCGANUUAAUCCACCUCUUGACCAACAACGGCGGCACCUACAUCCCGCGAAAAGAAGAUGGCUCGAUCGAUCAACUCAUCCGCCACACCCACAUUGUCGCCGGCGACAUCGAGUUCCCCGAAUACUCUAGAGCGCUAGAAUACAACAUCCACGUCGUGCGACCGUCGUGGGUAGAGUCAAGUCACGAGAAGGGAAGACAGACACAACCGCGCCAGCACAGUCCAGACCCGUCUAUGUUCUUUAGGGAAGUCAUAGUCUCGUGUGCCGACUUGCCCGAGGGAGACAAGGAUGCUAUCAUUGCUGGCACUUUGGCCCUGGGAGGCUUGUACAGCGCUCCCUUGACCAAGCUGGUUACGCAUGUUGUGGCUAUGGAUACGCAUAACGACAAAUGUCGUACUGUUGUGGCCAAGAAUCUGGCUUGCAAGAUGACCACUCCAGGNUUCGACGACUGUCUGAAACUCGGCAAGCUGAUUAAUGAAGGCCCCUACCUCCUACCUGACCCCGAGAUCCUUCGUCCGAACUUCGAUGAACCCGUCCGAGCAAGAUCGACGCCUGGCCUCGAUGGUGCUCUUUCAGCCGUGGCAGGAGCCCCUCCAGCAUACAAUCCGCCAAUCUCCCCAUCUGACUCUCGCAAGCAACUUGUCGUCUUCAAGGAAAAGAAGGUGCUAUUCUCGAAAGACUUGAACAUCAACGAUCAUCUGGCCAAAACACUGCGACAGCUUGUGAGCCAGGCUGGCGGCUCCCUCACAACAAACGUCGAAGAGUGUGAUGUAUACAUCGGUCAUUACCGUGACGGCAUGGACUACGUAGCAGCCUCGCGCAACAACAAGACUGUCGGAAACCUCGCCUGGUUCUACAACGUCAUCAACCGCAACAAAUGGACAAAUCCCUUCGGCAAGCUUCUCCACUAUCCAGUACCCAGAGGCGGCAUUCCCGGCUUCCAGGACAUGAGGAUCAGUCUGUCAAACUACAGCGGAGAAGCUCGCAUCUACCUUGAGAAUCUCUGCAAAGAAGCAGGAGCAGAGUUUACAAAGACCAUGAAGCAAGACAAUACCCACCUCAUCACUGCCCACACGCACUCUGAAAAAUGCGACGCUGCUCAAGAAUGGAAUAUCGCUAUUGUCAAUCAUCUCUGGUUGGAAGAAAGUUAUGCCAAAUGUGCAGUACAAACUUUGACCCAGAAACGCUACACUCACUUCCCACCACGAACAAACCUCAGCGAAAUAGUGGGGCAGACUCCCAUCGACAUUAGCAAAGUUCGCAAACUGUACUUUGCGAGUAACGAAAAGACCAUCAAGGACGCAGAGCCAGGCCAAAAGACACCACAUCCUUUCCGCGGUGCUGUCAGAGCGCCAGACACAUCUCCCAGAAGAGACAUUGCAGCGUCGUGUGCAGCGGGAGCUAGAUCCUCGUUUGCUGCCAACGAUACAGCAACAGAUCCUAUGGACAUCGACGACAACGAAACCAGUGAAUUCCUUCCUCACGCGCCACAAACAGCAAAGAAGAGGAAAACUCGUGUGGGCUCUGAUGCAGCGAUUUCCACACCUGCAAUGCUGAACAAGCGCCAGGAUAGAGAGAAUAGUCCUCCCACUACCGGACGCGCCUCCAAGGAAAAAGCACUCAGCAAUUUGCAUGCACUGAAAGAUGACGUUUUGCUCUAUGACCCCACAAAGACUACGAGGAACAAGCGCAAAAGCGAUGAUAUGGGUGAUAGUCAUGCUGAAAUCAGCGAGGCUGAGAUUGCAGGAGAUGAGCGCUGGUUAGGCAACAUGAAGAAGGAAGCCGCAGAAGCUUUGACUGCCGAGCCGGCAGAGUGUACCCUCCUGUGCGCCCCACGCAUUCUUCGCACCAAGAAAUUCAUCGCUGCCCUUGCCAACAGUCCUGAGGUGGUCACGAUCUCAUACCUCGACGCCGCACUUUCCACCAACACACUUCCAGACCUCGAGGAGCACACUCUUGUCGACCAAGAAGCCGAGGAAAGACUUGGUUUCCGCAUGGAAGAAGCGCUCAUACGUGGAGAAACCAAUGCAAACCGUCUAUUGCACGGCUGGACCAUUUUCGUAACCGAAAAAGUCAGCGGCAAGUUCGAGACGUACAAAGAGAUUAUCGCCAUCAACGGAGGAACAGCAGUACCAUACAAGGGUCGCACGAAUGUCAUUUCCGGACCACGAAUUCCACCUCCUGAAGACCCUGAUGCAGGACCGGAAGUAGAAAACCAGGGCGAAGUGGAGGAGUUGAAGAGAGUGUAUCUGAUCUCCAGCACUAGCGAUGAAGAGGUCAAGCUGUGGGACAAGUUUAGGUCUGAAGCGCAGAAAAAGGGACUCGAAGGUAAGAUUGUCAAGACUGAUUGGUUGAUCAAUCUUGCCAUGAGUCAAAGAGUUGAGUGGGAUGAAAAGUGGGAGUUGAAGGAAGAUCAGGUGCCUGGAUGGUCGAAGUAG
Messenger RNA from Aureobasidium musti, 2493 nucleotides. The record is from the annotation of a GenBank genome assembly. NCBI's taxonomy places the organism in Eukaryota, Fungi, Ascomycota, Dothideomycetes, Dothideales, Saccotheciaceae.